AUGGAGUUCUACAAGCAGCGCAAAUUCAACUGCCAGAUUACCGGCCACUCCGGUUUGACUUUCUUCGAGGCCAUCGAGAGCGAGCGUGCCGGUGCUGCUGAAGUUGAUCAAGCUUUCCCCGAAGCCCUCAAGGGCCCAGUCUUGCGCCGUGUCCAGUUCCAAACCGUUUCCCGCAUCGACUCGUUAGUCGACCAGAUCUACGACGAGUUCAAAACCGACUACCACCCAGGCGAAGCCGUCACCGUCAUAAUGUCCGACGCCGAGCGCCGGCAUGGCAUUGUGCGCGACAAGACCCGCUACGGCAGCAAAGUGCUUCCCGACGGUACCCUCACGCCCCCGUACACGAGGUAUAUUGUUGGCCUCGAUGGCCGUCGUGGCGACGAAGCUGUUCUCGAGGAAUCGAACAUUUACCGCGACCGGAAAGUCUUCACCAAGUCGGUUCUCCGAUCAUUCAUCAAGAAGACCGUCUCGCGGGAGGCGUGGAAUGGCGCCCCGUGGCUGGUAAAGAGCGAUGUUGCAGAGCAGUACCAUAUCGACACGCGCGUUCCCUCCAACCUUCUUUACAACACCAAGAUCAUGGAGAGGAAGCAACUGCAGGCGCAAAAGCGCCAAUCCCAGAACCACAGCGAUUUCAGCACCCUCUUAAACAGCAGCCCGAGCAGCCCAGACGCCGGUGGUGGAUUGCGGCUGCCAGAGCUGAAGCCGGUGAAAAGCCACAAGGCUAAGCACAUUCAGCUCGCUCAGCAGCAGCGCCAGCAGUUGAGCCAGGAGAAAAAUCAGCUCAAGAUCAAUGGUCACAACGUCACGCAAGCUCCCGUUCAGCCGCCGCCGCCGCCGCCUCCUCCCCGUUACCCGAUCGAAGACCUCCAGCUCGAGCCGAGCAGAUCGACGCGCCCUGCCCUCCGGUUCCUAUGCAACGACCCGCCUAUCCAAGCGGACCAGAAGGGCCAGAAAGCGCGACUACCUGCCUCCGAAAAGAUCUUGAUGAAAACGGUUGGUCCUCUGCUGGAAACGUGGGAUACGCUCAACGUGUACUGCGAGAUCUUCAAGCUCGACUCGUUUACCUUUGACGAUUUUAUCGAAACGUUGCUUUCGGCGUCCGACGACGAACCCGUGCAGCUCUUUGACGAAAUCCACUGCUCUGUUCUCAAGACGCUUGUCCAUUCCGAAGCCGACGGCGGCGCCGUUCAGAUCCACCUCCCAGAUGUCGAGGGCGAAGAUGACGAAGAGGACGAGGAGGGCGAGGAAGAAGAGGAAGAGGAAGAGGAGCCCGAACCUGAACCUGCGCCGCGGGCCACUAGAGCGACCCGCAGCAGUCUCGCAAAGGUCGAAGCGGAACGGCUAGCGGCUGAGGCUGCCGCAGCCGAAAAAGAAGCAGAAGAGGAGGAAGCUGCCGCCGUCCACAGUGCCGAAGCGGCCCUCGAAGACUACGACUGGAUCGAUGAACUCCGCAAGCGGAACUUCAAGGAGGGUGGCUGGCAGCUGAUCCUCGUCGGCCUAUUGUACCAGCUCUCCAAGGACGAGCGCCGCCAGGCCGUUUGCGAGGAGCUGCUGGCCCAGAUUGUGCCGCCCAACGUCGAGGCCACAAAGGAGACGGUGCGGGAGCACUACUCCGCGCUCGACAUCAACUACCGCGUCCAGGUGCUCCAGAUCAUCUGCAUGCUCACCAUGGAGACCAAGGCCGUCCGCGGCUACAUGGAGGACUGCAGCGAGCAAAUGACCAAGUACCGCAAGGAGAAGAUCGAGUGGCAACGGUCGCGGAAGCAAGCCGUCGAGGAUCUCAAGGUACUCAACGAGCAGCGCAAAAUUCUCCUCCCGGACAACAUGCCGCCGUCUCCGCCCCAAGAGGCGACAAAACUUGACGACGAUGUCAAGAUGACCGAUGCGGAAGAUCUCUCUCAUGCCGGCGACGACGACUCCGACGACUCUGGUGCUCCCCCAGUCACCGCCCGCGGGCGUAGCCUGCGCAGAGCCGACGACCGCGCUGCAGAGCGCAAGCGCAAGAUCGAGGAGGAGAUUGAACGGAAGAAGGAAGCCGAGGCUGCGGCCAAGAUGCCCAAGCAGUCCAAGCAGUUCAUCAAGCUCUUGCGCGACAUUGAGAAGAAAGAAGAGGAGAUCAAGGAGUGCGAAGACGAGAUUGCGACUCUCGAUAACGACCUGCGCGAAGCCGACUGCCCGCGCACGCGCGUCCUGGGCAAGGACCGGUUCUGGAACCGGUACUACUGGUUCGAACGCAACGGCAUGCCGUACGGUGGUCUCCCCACCAGCUCGACGGCCGAGGCCGGCUACGCCAACGGCUGCAUCUGGGUGCAGGGCCCGGACGAGCUCGAGCGGGAGGGCUAUAUUGACAUGCCCGAGCAGUACCAAAAGGAGUACAAGGCCAAGUUCAACAUGACGGUGCCGGAACGCAAGAAGCUCGAAGAGGGCGCAACCAGCAUCUCCAACGCCACCCAGUGGGGCUACUUUUCGGAGCCCAAGGAGCUCGACGACCUCAUCAACUGGCUGGACUCGCGCGGGUUCAACGAAAUGAAGCUACGUAAAGAGCUGGUUUCAUUCCGCGAAAAGAUUGCGACACACAUGCAGAACCGCAAGAAGUACCUGUCGCUGCCAGACGAAGAGGAAGCCAGCGACGACAAGGAGAAGGAGACGGGGGAAGAAGACAAGGACAAGGAGAUGACCGUCGAGCACCCCGUGACCAACGGCACGUCCAAGGGCACAUCCAAGCGCAAGAGCACACGCGCCGUCAAGGCGGCACCUACUCCCGAUCCGACCCCAACGAUCCUGCGCUGCACGCAGUGGACAAACGGCAUGGCCCUCGAAGACCUCGGCCACCUCCACAGCGAGCCGCCACCGCCGGCUCGCUCGCGCAAGCAGAGCCGGAAGAAGGAGGCGGCGCCCGAAGAGGAGCCCCCGCGCAAGAAGACGCGCCAGGGCACGACGCGCCGGUAG
Molecule: messenger RNA, 2949 nt
Organism: Sporothrix brasiliensis 5110
Lineage: Eukaryota; Fungi; Ascomycota; Sordariomycetes; Ophiostomatales; Ophiostomataceae
Product: chromatin assembly protein
Exons: 5
Coding region: 1-2949 (982 amino acids)
Source: RefSeq, a predicted model, not a curated record